CUCGUUACAACUCACGUGAAGAGGACGAACAGCACGCAAGCGCCGCCUAUCACCAGUCACGGUCAUGAUUUCUGUUCUUCUUUUUUUUUUUUUUAAUCCUUUUUUUAUACUUGAAAGAUAGAAGAGCUAUUGUCGCCUGCUACAAGAAUCUUGUGCAGUGGUUAUAGAACUUGAAACAAUGGAAGAAGGCUGGACUAGACUCUAUGAGGUUUCUCGUUUCUCUAUAAAACCUGAAAAGUUAAAGUGUAUGUCGCUUACACAACUCUGACCAGUUACUGUCGAGCGACGUAGUAUGUUACAUUGAAACUGAAUCAUUUAGCUAUUAUAGGAAAUUAUAACGGACGUGAAGAGUUAGAAGAUAUAUGAAUAUUAAUACAAAGAAUUUUAUUAAAUUUUAUUAAUAAAACCUGUCACAUGAAAACAGCCAGGGAAAGAAGAUUUAGGAUCUAAGGAGGAGAUUUAAAGAAAGGGAUAUUUAUUGUUCGAAAACUUUUAAUAAAAGAACUAAACCAGAACCUACUGAAUAACUGGGGACGGCGCUAACAUCGCGACCAUUUGUGUAUUAUUAGAAAGCAAAUGACGGGCCUAGACUAAGCAUCACUACGUAAAGCCCUGUGGAUAGUUCGAAGUGUGAUGCAUAUGAAUUCAAGCUUUGAGAAAUCACAUCUGGCGAUGACCAGGUCAGUGAUGAUUCAACAUAAACUGGAACAUUCUCUAUCAGAGCUGACCAAGGAUACUGACAAAAUGGACAUGUCCAGCGCUUUCCGGGUCGUCCUGGCGCCCCCCGAGCGAGAACUGUUGGCUUCAAGACUCUUGAAGUUGUCUAAUGUCGUAGACGGAACCCGAAACACUUCAAGCUUUUGCAGAAAUCCAUUUGAUGUCCUAAACCAGGUCCAGCGUGCUCGAAACGAGGCAACAACGACCUAUUUUGGUAUCUCACGCUCCAGAGCUGAAGUGGACACGCCUCAGAAUGUAGACAGCCUUGAGGGCAGUCCAAAAGGACGCCAUGACAAGGAUUAUAGUGACGACAAUUGCUCUCCCAGAAUGCACUUCGACGAUCUUCCGAAGCAGACGCGUGACAUCACCGGCAACCAAGCGAAGUGUGAGACUUCCUGUAUCUUUAGACCCUGGGAAAUUAAAGACUCAACCAAGACAAACAACGAAAUCAAUAUGAAUCACGACAAUGAAGCCUCUCCCAAACAGCUCAUGCUGGCAUCAACUGCAUCUGCAUCAUCCUCCAGCCGAUCAGAUACCUCAUCACCACAGUCAUCCCCUAGGUCCACUGCAUCCAUGUUACCUUUCUCACCGCCAUUACCCGUGUCUCCAGAAGCAUACGACAAGUCCAGCAUAGCCAGGUAUUAUCUGUAUGCUGGAGCCAAGCAAAACUUCGGUUGGCCAGACAUCACUUCCGGUUUCAACUUCAACCUGGGUGCAGCAGACUUUGGUCAGAUGUCCCGCUAUUUCUGCCACCCUAGAAAGGAUCUCCUGUUCUCAGAGUCACCCUGGCAAAAGUGCUCUUCCUACCUGAGCGCCAACGACUACCACCUGAAAAAGGCGCGUCACGAUUCGUCUGCUGACUUUUACUUAAGGCGGGAAGAUGAGUUUUUACGACGCAACAGUCCGCUUGGGCGGAAGACGACAUUCUUAACAUCUCUUGGUGCGCUCUCAGAGUUCACUUCAUCCUUCAGACCGGACGCCGCAGUAGCAUCGUCCCUGGGUAACAGCAUGACAUCAACCUACCAGUGCGGCCAAUGCCAGAAGCCGUUCAGCACCCCCCACGGCUUGGAAGUUCACGUCAGACGCGCCCAUGCAGGAUCAAGACCUUUUGCUUGCAAUGUGUGUAACAAGACCUUUGGCCACUCUGUCAGCCUGGACCAGCACAGGAGCAUCCACAGCCAGGAGCGCAGCUUCGAGUGCCACCAGUGCGGUAAAACCUUCAAGAGGUCCUCCACCCUCAGCACCCACCUUCUCAUCCACAGCGACACCCGCCCCUACCCGUGCCCGUAUUGCGGGAAACGCUUCCACCAAAAGUCGGACAUGAAGAAACACACGUACAUACACACAGGUGAAAAACCCCACAAGUGCCAGCAGUGUGGAAAGGCCUUCAGCCAGUCCUCGAACCUGAUCACCCACAGCCGAAAGCACACCGGGUUCAAACCUUUCGCCUGCGGUCAGUGCGGGAGGGCGUUUCAGCGAAAAGUGGACCUGCGACGCCACUUCGAGACCCAGCACGCAAUGGGUGGCAUGGUGUUGAAAGAGAUGGAAAUAGACCCAGUGAAUGGGGUUUGAGCCCUCAGUACACGCGGUAAUCAAGGAUGCUCUCGUGAAGGAUAGACACUCUAUAUGGCUUCUCAAAGUCUAACCAAUGUUGGAGAUUCCUACGAUAAACACAAACAAUGUCAAGAACGCUUUAUGUUUCCAACUAAAUACAAACAAAAUUGAGCUUUAAACGGAAGAGCCUGAAAAAUGCGUUUGUGCAGUGCUAAAAAGUGUAGAAAAAUUAUAUUAUAUAAUAUAUUUGAAAAACCUAGCUUAUAAACAUUACUUUUAUUCUGUACACGGAUACACCACCAAGCAAGCUAUUUAUAGUUGUUGUUUUUUUCGCCAUAAUUAAAGCUACACAUUAGAGAAAAAAACAACUUUUUGCACUUGUAAAUGUGCUACAAAUAAACAACAUUUUCGGAAGGAGGCCACGAAAUUCUGUUUUAUUUCUGUAAAAAAACAAACAAACUUUUUGGCCGAUGUUUUGAUGGCUAAAGCUGGCUUCUAGUUAGUAAUUAGUCACAACGGACAAUGCUGAUUGCUAAAGCUGGCUUCUAGUGAAUAACGAGUCACAACGGACAAUGAUGAUUGCUAAAGCUGGCUUCUAGUAAGUAACUAGUCACAACGGACAAUGCUGAUUGCUAAAGCUGGACAACGAUGGCCAGAAACUUUUUAUGGUCAAACUAAUACAAACGGGUUCACAUAUUACAAUGUCUCAAUUUCAAUGUCAAAUAUGGGUCUACACACAGUAUCAAUGUCAUAUCAACUGUUCAUAGCAUUGUGCAAUUUAUAUAUUUAUUUGGUGUAUUUUGAGGAUUAUUAAUAAUAUCAUGUAUUUAUUAAAAUCGUCUUUUGAUCUCGAUUUUGUACAUAUUUGUCAGCUUUGAAAAUAUGCGAUAUUUAGAAACCACUUUUGAAUCAAAUAGUAAGUCACCCUUAUAUAAAACCUUCCAACACUUUCCUAUUCGGUACAAAUGUAUGGCAGUGUAAAACACUCCACCACGUUUGAAUUAUAUAGUAAAUCACUCUUAUAUUAAACACUCCAACACUUUUGAAUCAAAUAGUAAAUCACUAUUAUAUUAAUCACUCCAACACUUUUAAAUCAAAUACUUAAUCUCUCUUAUAUUUAACACUCCAACACUUUUGAAUGAAAUAGUAAAUCACUCUUAUAUUAAACACUCCAACACUUUUGAAUCAAAUAGUAAAUCACUCUUAUAUUAAACACUCCAACACUUUUGAAUCAAAUAGUAAAUCACUCUUAUAUUAAACACUCCAACACUUUUGAAUCAAAUAGUAAAUCACUCUUAUAUUAAACACUCCAAUACUUUUGAAUCAAAUAGUAAAUCACUCUUAUAUUAAACACUCCAACACUUUUGCUAUUAAACAAUACAAUAUAUGUCUAUUCUGCAAAAUAAUAU
Messenger RNA from Biomphalaria glabrata, 3680 nucleotides. Its product is annotated as zinc finger protein 415-like. NCBI's taxonomy places the organism in Eukaryota, Metazoa, Mollusca, Gastropoda, Planorbidae. The transcript has 5 exons. Bases 634 to 2289 code for a protein of 551 amino acids. The record is from RefSeq and is a predicted model, not a curated record. Gene Ontology annotation, cellular component: nucleus.